AGCGUGGAGCUGCUACUGGGAGAAAGCCAAGGGAUUAAAGCAGGAAAUCACUGGCCUCUGAGCAGCACCACAGCUCUGUCUGCAAAGGGCCCACCAGAACAGCCCAGAUGGGAGAAACUUGCCCUGGGACAAAUUUCAGGGAAAUUCCAGCCCAGUAUCACAGCACUGGGAACGAACAAGCACAAAAAGAGACGUGUCGCAGCUACUGUGCAGCAGGGAACUGAGUCACAGUGAAGUCGUGGGCAAGAAGAAUCCAAACUGCCUAACGAGAACGAAACCUUCCAGCUGAAGAUAAGGCACUGUCCGAGAAGGAGCAGCACAAGUGACCUGCCUUGCUGUGCCUCCUCCCACGCCCAACUGCCCCAAGUUCUACCCCUGCUCAUACCAGACACUAAGUGCAUCUCGAAGAGCAAUCUGGACAUGAGACAAGAGUAGAGUGAUCAGGCAGUGAAGCUGCUGAGUGCAAGGAGUUGCAAAACCACCCUGGUCCUUGGGGGACAUCUUGUCAUCAGGGCCAGUAUUAAAGUAAGAACGUCCAAGGACCACAGCUCUGCUUCUAACUGUGAGAAAUCAGACUUGAAAGAUGACUUUAGUCAUACUAAAAAACCACUUCAGGCUUCAAAGUGAGUCCUGUUUGAACCAGCUGUGUGCAAACCUGUAUUAAGGGCUUGACCUGCCCCCAGAGAGCCUGCAGUCAAAGCAGGCAAGAUGAGAGGGGAGGGGUGAAAGAGGUAAAGCUGACAGCAGCUCUGGGGCCAAGCUGAGCUCUUCCUCUAGCUCUGCCUGGGGUUGUAUUGUCCAGGGGUGUAUUUCCUUGAGAAUGGAAAGGGGAUUCCAUGGGAUUUGUGGUCAGAGGUCCUGUGUCAGGUCCCAACCAAACCCUGAGGUACUGGGCAUGCAGACUUCUCCUGAAGGAAGGAGAUACUGGAGAGGACCUGGAUUUCUUUUGUCCCAGAUUUAGUAUCACUUAUGGAACUCUGAAACACAAAAGUUGCAAUGUAAUCUGCAAUGGCCAGAGCUGUCCCUGUAGCAUUUACAUGUAUCUUGUGCAGAAAAGGACACUUUUUAAGGAAAGCCCAGUCUUAGCAAGGGCCUGAUUUCUCUUGCCAGGCUCCUUCGAUAGGCUGAAGUCAUUGGGCAAUGCUGCCAGGCAUCCCAGUUCCUGUCACCUUGCACGCUGUCCUCCCUUUUCCCAGACUCUGCUGGCUGGGUCCCCAACCCUGGGGUUCUUCCAAGACCCCUGAUUCUGUGCCCUGAGCUUUUCCAAGCACAAACGUCUCACCCUGCAGCUGCCUGAUGCAAUGAGCUUUCAGAUUACAUCAGCACUGCCCAUGUGCAAUGAGCGUGGGAGUUGGAGGGUGGUGAUGGGUGAUAGCCCAGCUCCUUGCAGGGCGUUGGGUUCUGCCACAGUUCUUUACAAACCCUGUUUUCUCAUCAGGGAUACAUCUAUAGGAGGGCAGGAUUUGGGUUUGCUUCCUUUCCCCCUCUCAGAAGGUAUUGCCAACAGUUGUGUGCAGUGCUCUGAGGCAGUGGCAAGAUGUUCCCUGUGCCCCACUUUGGCAGAAGGUCUGUAUCCAGGGAGGUGAUGGCUGAAAACCAGCAUAGACAGGUUUGGAAAAGAGGGCUGAGGCAAAACCUGCCUGUGUGCAAGAAAAUUUUGACCCAGAGGUAACCAUGUGGAGAGGAGGAGCGUGUCAAAGUUAGAAAUGAGACCUGUCUGCCAUCAGAUCAACCAGAAUCCAAAUGAAUCACCUAAAAGGACAAGGGUCCCAGCCCUGCUGAGGAAAGAACUAGAGCUUUUCCCAUUGUUUAUGAACCCACACCGGGGCUGUGAUGGAGGCUGCCACUGAUAACACUGAGCUACACUCAGGAGGCGCUGCCAAGAGGUCAGUAAGAGCACUGUUUCUGGAGAAGGUGCAGACACUGCCAAGGACAAGCUCCAGCUGUGGGAUGGCACUUGUCAUGGCCAGGGUCCUGCUUGGAGAGGACUGUUGGCCUCAGCCCCUAAUGCUGGUUGGGACUCACCUCAGACCCCAAUUACCUCAUGGCUAAUGAACGCAUGAACCUGAUGAACAUGGCCAAACUGAGCAUCAAGGGGUUGAUCGAGUCGGCGCUGAAUCUGGGCAGGACGCUGGACUCGGACUAUGCCCCUCUGCAGCAGUUCUUCGUGGUGAUGGAGCACUGCCUGAAGCAUGGCCUCAAAGCCAAAAAGACUUUUCUUGGGCAAAAUAAGUCCUUUUGGGGACCUCUAGAACUAGUAGAAAAACUUGUUCCUGAGGCUGCAGAGAUUACAGCAAGUGUUAAGGAUCUCCCAGGGCUGAAGACACCUGUGGGCAGAGGAAGAGCUUGGCUUCGCCUGGCUCUGAUGCAGAAGAAACUUUCAGAGUACAUGAAGGCCUUGAUAAACAGAAAAGACCUUCUCAGUGAAUUUUACGAGCCCAACGCGCUGAUGAUGGAAGAGGAAGGUGCCAUCAUCGCUGGCCUCCUCGUGGGCUUGAAUGUUAUCGAUGCCAACUUCUGCAUGAAGGGAGAAGACCUGGACUCCCAGGUUGGAGUUAUUGAUUUCUCCAUGUAUUUGAAAGAUGGGAACAGCACAAAAGGCAGUGAAGGAGAUGGUCAGAUAACUGCUAUUUUGGACCAGAAGAACUAUGUAGAAGAACUCAAUAGACAUUUAAGUGCUACAGUAAACAACCUACAAGCCAAGGUGGAUGCCUUGGAAAAAUCCAACACUAAGCUGACUGAGGAGCUUGCAGUUGCCAACAACAGGAUCAUUACACUGCAGGAAGAGAUGGAACGGGUUAAGGAAGAAAGUUCCUACAUCCUGGAGUCCAGUCGGAAGGUCACCAAGGACAGAACUGCUGACGGGCAGGCACUGACUGAGGCUCGGAAACAGCUGAAGGAGGAGACUCAGCUGCGGCUGGACGUGGAGAAGGAGCUGGAGGCGCAGAUCGGGAUGCGGCAGGAGAUGGAGCUGGCCAUGAAGAUGCUGGAGAAGGAUGUUUGUGAGAAGCAGGAUGCGCUGGUGGCACUCAGACAGCAGCUGGACGAUCUCAGGGCCCUAAAGCAUGAACUGUCCUUCAAGCUGCAGAGUUCAGACAUGGGAGUGAAACAGAAGAGUGAAUUAAACAGCCGCUUGGAAGAGAAAACAAAUCAGAUGGCUGCCACCAUCAAACAGCUGGAACAAAGAUUGCGACAGGCAGAGAAGGAGCGGCAGCUGGCCCAGCAGGACAACCGGCUCUUCAAGCAGGAGUUUGGGGACAAAAUCAACAGCCUCCAGCUGGAAGUGGAAGAGCUCUCCAGGCAGCGGAACCACCUAGAACUGGAACUGAGGCGGGAAAGAGACAGAUGGUCCCACAGUCAGCAGCGCAGCCAAGAAAACAAAAAAGGGCCAAAGAACUGGCUAAGACAGGAUGGGAAGGUCAAAAUCCAGGAAGAAAAUGCUAAACUGAAACAGGCACUGAGAGAGGAGGAGAACAGUGUCCUGCCACACAGGUCACCAAGCAACAAGCAGGAAGAGCAGGAGCAGCUCUUGGGCCCUGGACACUCCGAGAUGUGCCAGCUCUGCCAGGAGGAGAGCAGCCGGAACCAAAGAAAGAACAUCUGCAAGAACUGUGGGGGCACCUUCUGUGAAGCCUGUUCAGCGCACGAGCUGCCCCUCCCGUCCAGCAUCAACCCAGAGCGUGUCUGCAACCCCUGCCACCAGCAGCUCAUCCAGCAGUAUUCCAGCAGCCCCUUGUAGGGAAUGGGUGGCAGAGGGGUGACAGUGGUUGUAGCUGAGGGUGUUUCUGGAGUUGUUCAAGGGGAAUGUGAAGACACUUGCUCGUGCGCUUUGGAGGUUGGGGGGAAGCAGCUUCUUGGUGUUUAGAGUCUCUUGUGACUAAAACAGUCUGAGCCUUCCCUGUACCAAAAUCGGACUGUGUUGCGGAGAAUUGCAUUGGGAAUGUUACAUGGAGCAGCCCCCAGAGUCUGCUGGAGCAGUCUCAGGGCUCAGGAGCCCCUGCCCAAGUCAGAACUGUGUUUGCACGUGUAAGUUGGGAAUGUUCUUGCCCUUGCACGUGUGGUGUUGGGUGUGCACUGCUGCUGAGCAAAGGCUCCCUGAAACCAGCUGGAGCGUUGGUAUUCCUCAUAUCUGGCUGCACUUGAAAUCCUGUUUCCUUUCCCAGCUGCCUUGGACAGCCUGGCUCAUCCCUGGGACCCCGGUACACAGUGUGAGCAGGCCAGGUGAGGCAUUAGUGAACAUGUUCUACCUGCAUUUCCUUGGCUCAGGGCUCUGGCCAAGGGCUUGCUCUGCACGGGGAAACCCCAAACCAAGCUGUGAAUGUUCUGUUCCCCCUCUGUGCUUCAGGGGCUGGGCCAAAUCCCCAUCACACACACUGGUUUAGGGCCACUUGGAUCCACCUCUCCCCCUUGCGCACAUGGAAACAUUGUGGCCAUAAACCUGGCAUUUCACUUCGUGUUGUAUCAAAGUAAAAUGGAACACUUUUCACCUUCCACAAGGUGUAAUUGCAAACACAGUUCAGAAAGGUUUCCUGGUUCUGCUACAUCAUUCUUUGUUGCUGUUCCCUCAAGGAAUUUUGUUACUCCAAAGAGCAGUGGUGGCUUCCUUGUGCCACAGGAGCAUUUACUCCUUUUCCUACUGGCACCUCCUGCAGUCUCAGACCACAGAAUGUUCCGUAGGCCAUAGCCAAUGGAUGCACUGAUGUGACAAAUACAUUGGGGUUUGUACAGAAGUUAUUAGGGCUUAGUGGUUAAUUCCUCAGAGGAGAAUUAAUAACCCUAGUUAAUUCUAGUCUUUGGAGUGGCUGGAACUGCAGGAAAAGUGUCUCAGAGCUGAGGUUACUGAUGUGGUUGGUGCUGGUUUGUACCAGGAAUUCUUUCUCCUAGUUCCCUCUAGGCCUUGGUGUGUUCAGCCACCCAACUUACAAUCUUUUUUUGCUCUUUUUUUCUGCCUGUGGCAGUUUCCCAACCCCUUUCCUUCCCUUAAAGUAGGACAGGAGUUGUAAACAGUGUUGAAAUACAAGAAGCCUGGAAUUCAGGUGAAUUCCUAAAUUCUCUGAAGGGGCAACACAUUUGAGAUGAAUGGAGAACACACUGAAUUUAGUGUCGCUGUGUUGUGUACACACUGUACGCAUCCAAACCAGUGCAGAUUCUUGCAUCCAAGCCCAGUGUGACUCAUCUCCCAAGAAGAGAGACCCAGGCCAUUUCCCUAUUAGAGGGAGCAUUAAACUGGAGACAGAGGAUUAAAUUCUCUGGAGUAGGGAGGUGGCUGAGCCCCCUUCAGAGCACAGCACUGGAGGCUGCCAGCUCCCUCUGUGCUCAGGUACUGCAUGUGAUGCCAGCGUGGGCUGACACCCGGACAUUGGGGUUGGGAAUGGGGGGGGCAGGUUUUCUGAUGUUAAUUUUGUUCCGCACAAUAAAGAAAACUUGAU
Empidonax traillii (willow flycatcher) is the source of this 5429-nucleotide messenger RNA. RefSeq names its product RUN and FYVE domain containing 3 (gene RUFY3). NCBI's taxonomy places the organism in Eukaryota, Metazoa, Chordata, Aves, Passeriformes, Tyrannidae. Gene Ontology annotation, biological process: regulation of axonogenesis. The transcript is spliced from 25 exons. The record is from RefSeq and is a predicted model, not a curated record. The coding region runs from base 2045 to 3739 and encodes 564 amino acids. Gene Ontology annotation, molecular function: metal ion binding. Gene Ontology annotation, cellular component: cytoplasm.